Olea europaea var. sylvestris is the source of this 2409-nucleotide messenger RNA. RefSeq names its product protein tesmin/TSO1-like CXC 5. The coding region runs from base 372 to 2129 and encodes 585 amino acids. Gene Ontology annotation, cellular component: nucleus. Gene Ontology annotation, biological process: regulation of DNA-templated transcription. The transcript is spliced from 8 exons. Lineage: Eukaryota; Viridiplantae; Streptophyta; Magnoliopsida; Lamiales; Oleaceae. The record is from RefSeq and is a predicted model, not a curated record.
AAAGCCUCCAACCUUUCUCGUUCGAAAAUCCCCCCUCUUAUUUUUUUUUCUUACACAAAUUAUUCGUAUGUGUUUUUGUAUUUAUAUACGUAAUUCUAUACAUAAAUACGGAUCAAGAGGCUUCUUGAUUGAGGUUAAUUAGUGAGGAAAUUUAGAGCCUGUCAUGUUUAUUGGAUUUUUGUUUGAAUCCGACCUGUGUAAACAGAGACCAGUCUUUAAUUCCAGAUUUUUGCCCUUUUUAAGAUUUUGAAUUUCGAUAUUCCCUCAAAUUUGGGUGUUCCAGUGAGGACACUUGUAUAAUUCGUGUUUACUGAUACGAAAAAUUGCGUUAUAUUUGUUUCCUUUUUUUUUUUUUUUUUUGCCCCUUUUUAAUGGAACAAAGUGAGGGAGGAGAUUUCCUUCCAAAAGGGCCGCAGCACUCACAGGCUACUCCAGCAGCUGCCGCUGAUUUUCCGGUCAGGAAUCCGGCGAGACAACUGGAUUUUACGGGGUCCGGAGAUGGCGCAUCAUCGUCCGUGGGAUUGGCGUUGGCGGAGGUAUCUCAACCGCAGCAAUCACAGACGCCAAGCCAUCUUAUCCAGCAGCAGCAUCCACAGUUAGUGAAGCCGAAAAAUCAGCCGCCAAAGCCUCCGCCGCUGCCACAGAUUCCACUUUUGACAAUGCAACCAGCCGUACCUUCCUCUCAUCCUUCCGUUCGACCUGCGUUGAAACCUGAAUCCCCAAGAGUGCGAUCGAGGCAAAAUCUAGCUGAAGUUAAAGAUGGUACUCCAAAGAAGCCAAAGCAGUGUAACUGCAAACACUCACGGUGUUUAAAAUUGUAUUGCGAAUGCUUUGCAUCUGGCGUAUAUUGCGAUGGAUGCAACUGUGUGAAUUGUCAUAACAACAUUGAAAAUGACGAAGCCAGACGAGAAGCAGUUGAAGCUACACUGGAGCGUAAUCCACAGGCUUUCAGGCCAAAAAUUGCAAGCAGUCCUCAUGGAGCUCGUGAUUUAAGGGAGGAGACUGGAGAAGGUGUAGUCUUGGCAAAGCAUAACAAAGGAUGCCACUGCAAGAAAUCAGGAUGUCUCAAGAAGUAUUGUGAGUGCUUCCAAGCAAAUAUUCUUUGUUCUGAAAACUGUAAAUGCUUGGACUGCAAAAAUUAUGAGGGAAGUGAAGAGAGGCAGGCUUUGUUUCAUGGAGAUCAUGCCCACGACAUGGCAUACAUCCAGCAGGCAGCAAAUGCUGCGAUCACUGGGGCUGUUGGAUCCUCUGGAUAUGGAUCUCCUCCCGUUAACAAGAAAAGAAAGGGUCAGGACCUCUUCUUUGGAUCAACAGUUAAAGAUCCAGUGCACAAGAUCCGGCAAUUUCAACAGGCAGACCAAAUAAAUGCUUCUUUACCUUCCUCUUCAUUGCCAUCGAUUCCUGGUGCUUUUGCUGGUAAUGCAUUAACUUUGGGCCCUUCAAAAUUUACCUACAGAUCUCUCCUAGCUGGCAUCAUUCAGCCCCAGGACUUGAAGGAACUUUGCUCAGUUUUGGUGUACUCUGGAGAAGCUGCCAAGAUUCUUGCAGAUGAAAGAAAAGCAGCAGAAAAACAGGCAGAGAACUCUCGAGAAACCUUGGCGGCUUCGUCAGCGCAAGAUCAAUGUCAAUCCCCAAAGAAUGCUGGAGCAGAUAAACCUUUGAUUGAUGAUCUCUCAAGUCGCAACCAGGCUGAUACAAACUCUGAGGAGUAUACUUCCAACGGAGCUGGCGACUCAAAAGAAAGGCCAAUGUCUCCCAGUACAUUAGCUCUAAUGUGCGAUGAACAAGAUACAAUAUUUACUCCUGCUGCCUCCUCUAAUGAGCUAUCAGGCCAUAGUAGUGUAACUACGCAGUUGCUGAAUAGGCAAGACCUGAGUGAAACCUAUGCAGAGCAAGAAAGAAUUGUUUUGACAAAAUUUCGUGAUUGCCUUAAUAGACUCAUCACUUUAGGAGAAAUAAAAGAAAUGAAGUAUUCGUCGUUGGCACAAACAGAAUUACAUCAGCAAAAUGAGCUAACCAGCAAUGGCACAAAAAAUGCGAGAACUGAUAUCAGGAGACCACGGCAACCAAAUAGCAAUGGUGUUGAAAAGUUGGUGUUCAACUUAAACCAGCCAGGACAUCUCCAAUAGGUAAUAUUGCUGCCAAUAAUGACCCAAAUUCAAAAAAUAUCGGCCCCCAGCGUUCGCUGUGAAAACGGGGUUGUAAUACAAAAAACUAACGAGAUGUAAAAUGAUUAGGACGAGAUAUUUACACAGAAAUACGCUGAUCUCUAUAAUAUUAGGCUGAUCUUUGGUUCACCGGCAAAAACCUGAUAUAGAGCCCAUUUUUAGCUAGGACUGAGUAGAGUCUGCUACAUUUUGCCAUAUUCACUGAUACAUUAAUUUCUAAAGUUUAUAAAUUUUAUUGCAA